AUGGAGGUCUACAUACCACAUGAGGAGAUGUUCUACACCGACUCAGAAGGCCAGAUAUGGAAACUGAACUCUGGUGAAGUGAAUGCCAAUAUAGCACCUGCAAAGGACACGGGUGAGGAGGUGACCCAGGACUUUGCCUAUGGAGAAGCAGACCCUCUGAUCCGGAAGUGCAGGCUGCUGCCCUGGGCCCCUGCCCACAUGCUGGACCUGAGCUCCUCCACCCCCGAGCCACCCGGAGAGCACUACCAGGCCAUUUUGGAUGAAAACAAGGAGAAGCUGCCACUUGCCAUCGACCCAGUGGUGUACCCCAGCGACCACAUCUUCAAGGUCUAUACGGACAUCCAGCAGGUGCUCAGCCACCUCACCCACCCGCGCUUCACCUUCACCCAGAACGAAGCGGACACCGACAUCCUCUAUAACUUCUCUCACUUCAAGGACUACAGGAAGCUCAGCCAGAAACAGCCUCAAGUGCUACUGAACCAGUUCCCCUGCGAGAACCUUUUGACAGUGAAGGACUGCCUGGCCUCCAUCGCACGCCGGGCGGGGGUUCCUGAGGGCCCGGCCUGGCUGCCCCGAACCUUCAACCUGCGCACCGAGCUGCCCCAGUUGGUCAGCUACUUCCAGCAGCGGGAGAGGCGGGGCGAGGACAACCACUGGAUCUGCAAGCCCUGGAACCUGGCCCGCAGCCUGGACACCCACAUCACCAGGAACCUGCACAGCAUCGGCCGGCACCGCGAGAGCACCCCCAAGGCUGUCUCCAAAUACAUUGAAAGUCCUGUCUUGUUCCUUCGUGAAGACGUGGGGAGCGUCAAGUUCGACAUGCGCUAUAUCGUGCUUCUGCGGUCUGUGAAGCCCCUGAGGUUGCUCGUAUAUGACGUGUUCUGGCUGCGGUUCUCCAACCGCCCCUUUGUGCUCAACGACCUGCACAACUAUGAGAAACAUUUCACCGUCAUGAACUAUGACCCAGAAGUGGUACUGAAGCAGGUGCACUACGAUGAGUUCAUCCCCGAGUUCGAGAACCAACACCCACAAUUUCAGUGGAGGAGCGUCCAGGCCGAAAUCUUCUGGGCCUUCAUGGAGCUAUUCCAGGUGGCGUGUGCCGAGCCGCCACCCAUGGGCCUCUGCGACUAUCCCUCAUCUCGAGCCGUGUAUGCCGUUGACCUCAUGCUGAAGGGGGACAAUGGUCCAGAUGGGAAGCGAGUGAUGCAGCCACAGAUGCUCGAGAUGAACUUCAACCCGGACUGCGAGCGAGCCUGCAGGUACCACCCGACCUUCUUCAAUGACGUCUUCAGCACCCUGUACCUGGACGAGCCCAGCAACUGCCACGUCACCCGCCUCAUCUAGGCGCUCACCGGCCCCCCACUUGUGCACUUGGGUGGAUUCCAGCCUUAGCCUCUGUGGACUUCCCCCCUGCCCCCAACCCCCUCUGGGCACAGCCUGGCCUGUGAGCCACUGCCCAGCUCAGGGUCCUCCUCCCCCUGUAGGUCGUGAGCCUCAGUGCCCCCAGGCCUGAGUGCCAGGCCCCA
Messenger RNA from Manis pentadactyla (Chinese pangolin), 1526 nucleotides. RefSeq names its product tubulin--tyrosine ligase-like protein 12. The record is from RefSeq and is a predicted model, not a curated record. Gene Ontology annotation, biological process: protein modification process. NCBI's taxonomy places the organism in Eukaryota, Metazoa, Chordata, Mammalia, Pholidota, Manidae. The transcript has 3 exons. Bases 1 to 1344 code for a protein of 447 amino acids.